This is a messenger RNA of Bolinopsis microptera, 2905 nucleotides long. RefSeq lists its product as uncharacterized. The coding region runs from base 74 to 1372 and encodes 432 amino acids. The record is from RefSeq and is a predicted model, not a curated record. NCBI's taxonomy places the organism in Eukaryota, Metazoa, Ctenophora, Tentaculata, Lobata, Bolinopsidae. The transcript is spliced from 10 exons.
CUUCGUGUAAUCAAUAUUACAUUUUAUUUAGUUAUUUAUUACAUGACUUAAUAACGAAAUUCUCCCUUUAAGAAUGUCGCAGAGGAAAAACACUUUGUUUGCUGUUGCCUGUAUUGGCAUUGCUGUGAUGACGAGGAUCAUUGCUAAAAAAUACUUUAAAAAUCCCCCUUCCAAUGACAUCCCUAUGCCAACUGAGUCAGACUUUGCAACCGCAAAAGAAGGAAAAGAUAUUUUCUUUUACGACUUGGGAGGCACAUUUUGUAUGUGUGAAUGGAAAUGGAGUGUUGCGGAUUAUUGGUCUAAGGUGAUCUCAGGGUUUGCGUUUAACUUCGCUCACGUCAUUGGAACAUUCGAGUUUUACAUUCUAAUAGGUAACACGAAGGUACUGAUAAUAGCAGUGUUUGUUAAUGAAAUGAUAGAAGAAUUGUGGUUAACAAGUGGUUACUGGGGCUUUACUCUGGAUCCUCCCAUGGACAUGGAGGCCAGGUACGACUCCUUGAUUCGAGACACGGUAUGCUGUUUCCUUGGUAUUGGUCUCGCUCACAAGUUUGGCAAGGUUUUCAAAGUUAAACCAAUUGUUAAAGCUCCGAUUGUUUUCUCCUUUGACUCCAAGAACCCCCACAGUAUCACCAGAUGGGCUAAAUUUACGGUGGAAGGUAUCGCAUUGUGGCAGAUAACUUUGAUAUAUAAUGCUGAUCUUGGACCACAUAGAUUUAACCCGGGAAACAUAUUGCUGCUUGUCGCAUAUGCCUCUACUAUUUUGGUGAUUUGCUACUGGAACAUAGACGAUUUCCCCGACUGCACACGUCGUCACGUCAUCACGUGGCAUCUUGGGUGGAUGGUAUUUUCAAUCUACCUCUUCCUCUUCACCAUCUACCCCUCAUUUGACAGUGCUAUGUACCUCAUCUUCGUGGUGGAAUGCAGUGCUAGCAUUGCUAUUUACUGGACUGACGUUUACUUUAGAAACAAUGUAAACGGUAUACAGCAGCAGAUAUUUGGCAACCAGCAAUCUUCCAAACAAGGUGGGGCAGGACACAGUCUGCUGGAGGAUGAGACUAGGAACUUGAUCCCACUGAGUUGCUACAAGAAAGCGCUGGACAUGGUCGACAAUCGGGGCGAUGAAAAGGUGUCAAUGGAGGGUCUAAAGAAACUAGCAGCAGAUCUCCACCAUAACCCGGACCCCUCCGAGCUACCUCCCUCAAAGUCCGAGUACAUGACUAUCUGCUUUAAGACUCUCAUUAGAAUUAUUAUCAUCCUGAUCUGUAUAAGUCAGCCGUUCCUUUGGGACGGUCCUCAGUACAAGAGGCAUUGGUGCGGGAACCCACUUGUUAUGGGUUUCAACGGGUGUGCUAAAUAUCAUGACGAACUUUAGUGUGAUUAUGUUACAUUACCAUGUAAGGUAGUGUUGUUAUGGUUACGUUACCAAAUAAGGUAGUGUUGCUAUGGUUACGUUACCAGAUAAGGUAGUGCUGCUAUGGUUGCGUUACCAUACACUAUACAGGGUAAUGUUACUGUUGUUAAGUUACCAAAUAAGGUAGCGUUGCUUUAGUUAUAAUACCCAAGGUAGUGUUGGUUAUAUAAACAUAUAAGAUAGCGCUGCUAUGGUUACAUAACCAUAUAAGGUAGCGUUGCUAAAGUUAUACUAGCAGGAACCCGGCUAACCCUGAAGUGGCGUCAGGAGACAACAAUAAUUAUUUAUUCAGUGAUUUUGACACCAAUUUCGGGAGCUAAAAUUCUUAUUCCUUGGCCAAUUUUUAAUUUCUUUAUACUGGUCAAAAGGCCAUAAAAGCAUUCGACCCAGUCAAGAAAAUUUGAAUGGUUUAUCUCUCACGGUUUUCGCGGGAAGUCUCGCUUUAUAGAUAGUAAGAUAACUAAGGUUACAUUACUAUACCAUAUUAUAAGGUAGUUAGGUAGUGUUGCUAAGGUAACACUAUCAUAUAAGGUAGUCUGAUUAAUUUGUAAUUAUGUACUGUUAUUGACUAUUGAGUCUCAUUUGAUGAUUUUGUAAAAAAAUGUUCUGUUUAAGUAAGCAAGUAUUUGCUUUAAUCAUACCAUCGGUCAUCACUGAUGUCUGAUUCCAUUCAGUAUCAGAGAAAUUGUGAAGCAACAAGUGCCGGAUUUGGUUUUUGGUGUCGUUGCUAUGGUGACAUAUAAUAUAAGGUAGUGUUAGAUCACCAUUAAACGGAUUAAACGGAUAUAUUUUGUCGUUUUAUUAUUAUUAUUAUUUUAUUAUUAUUAUUAUUUUAUUAUUAUUAGUGUAUUUUAAGUGGAAACAUUUGAAAUUGGCGGUUGAGAUAAUUGAAAAAAUACUGAUUUCCUUCUAAUUUUAACAUUUAACUUGGGAUUGUUCGCAUGUUACCCUAACAAGAGUGAUGGAUCACGGUGGGUAUGGUCUAAAAAUUGAAAUGAUAAAAACCUGGCUUAAAUUUUCGUAAUAAAUUAAUAUGUAAACAAGCCCUUUUAAGUUUCAGCCGCCAAAUUCAAAUCUUUGCAGUUUGCUGUAUGAUUUUAAUGCUUUGUUACGUUUUUCGGGCAUUUCGUUUAGAUAAAAAUAUGAAACUACCAUAUCCCAUUUGGGUACAUGGUUAGUGGUUGCCAUAUAAAGUAGUGUCGCUAUGGUUACAAUCACAUUACCAUAUGAGGUAGUGUUGCUAUGGUUACAUAUUACAUAAUACAUUACCAUAUAAAGUAGUUUUGCCAUGUUCGAAGGUAAAAAGGAAGAUUUGUAUGUGUUCGUUUGUCUUACGUCACGAGACUUAAUUUUUUGAUACCCGCCGCUGCGCGCGCGGGGCAGCACGUGGGCAAGGUGUUAGUGUGUAUGAUGAGUAAUAAUAUAUAUCGGUACUAGUGAGACUUAUGUGUUAGCUCCUUUGAAAUAUGUUUUAUAUUUAUUUACGACACUUCA